AUGCCUUCCAAUACGAAGAUAGUGUAUUACAUAUCCAGUGCACUGGUUACUGCUGUAUCUGUUGGCGUGAUGGGGUUUGGCAUGUCAGGAAACUGGGCUACGACGACCAUGGAGUGCACGAGAAUUGGAAGUGACUUCACUAAUGGAAGUGCUGAGAUCACUUGGCAGCUUUUGGAUGGGUAUUUGUACAGAGUCUUUUGCCCCUCAUUUGGGGGUGAGGGGUCUUUUGAAGUAAUUCCUGCAAUGCUAGAAGCAGGAGUUACCUUUGUGGCUCUGCACGGUACAGUCUUGUGCCUCCUGGCCUUGUGUCUGCUGUUUUCUGCCUGCAGCAUCCUUAUCUCUCUCUACAACAGUGUGAGCAACCCUUAUGCAACAUACAUGGGGCCUGUUGGCGUCUACGUCUGCAGCUCGCUCAGCGCAUGUUUGGCCGUUGUGGUGCUCAUCAUAUAUGCAGUGAACGUUGCUGCAACCAACAUGGCAGAAGAGUUGGUAAAGGGCAUGUACGACGAUGCAGACCUGAGGAAUACGUCUUCAGAGAUGAAGCUGGGAUACUUCCUGAUAAUCCCUUACAUAGUGCUCUCUCUCACUGCCAUUGUUGUGAUCUACAUGUACGACCACGCAGCCUACACACACAGGAGAGAACAGCAGCGGCCUACAGAGGACGCACCCAAGGAGAUAAUGAUGUAUUAG
Plectropomus leopardus (leopard coralgrouper) is the source of this 690-nucleotide messenger RNA. It is a transcript of the gene clrn3, whose product is annotated as clarin 3. Lineage: Eukaryota; Metazoa; Chordata; Actinopteri; Perciformes; Serranidae. The record is from RefSeq and is a predicted model, not a curated record.